UAACCCAGCAAACAGCAGUUUAUCGGGAAUCGACUGAACCAACAGACUGUCGUGAAGUCUGAGCAGUUGGGGACAUUUUUUGAGAGAAAGCAAACCUGCAGGACGAAAAGUCCCCAAGACAGAUUAAAGUGGAACUUUAAAAGAAGUCUUGGAGGAAGAUUGGAAAGAAGAGAAAUCUGACCUCAGGAGUUGAAAAGGACGUGUAGAAAAGGCAAAGAAUGGCGUCAUUUGGACUUGAGCUUGCUGGCAUCGGCCUGUCAGCGGUGGGCUGGUUGCUGAGCAUCGUCAGCUGCGCUCUGCCCAUGUGGAGGGUCUCUGCCUUCAUCGGCAACAACAUCGUCACCGCUCAGGUGUACUGGGAGGGUCUGUGGAUGAGUUGUGUGUUUCAGAGCACCGGCCAGAUGCAGUGCAAGGUCUACGACUCUAUGCUGGCCCUCCCUCAAGACCUGCAGGCCGCCAGGGCCCUCACCAUCAUCACCAUCAUCCUGGGUGUCGUGGCGCUCCUCAUCUCCAUGGUGGGAGCCAAGUGUACCAACUGCAUCGAGGAGGAGGCAGUCAAAGCCAGGGUGAUGGUCUCCUCGGGCGCGGCGUUCAUCGCGUCAGCCCUGUCGCAGAUUGUGCCCGUUUCCUGGUCUGCACACACCAUCGUCACGGAGUUCUACAGUCCAAUYGUCCCAUCUGGGCAGAAGAUGGAGAUCGGAGCGGCAUUGUACCUGGGAUGGGCCGCCGCAGCCCUGCUCCUGAUCGGCGGUGCCCUCCUCUGCUGCAGUUGCCCCCCACAGGAGGAGAAGGCACUAAGGUACAACGUAGCGCCUCAGAGCCGUAUGGCGUACUCCGCCGCUCCGAGAUCAACAGCCCAAAGCUCCUACACCAGAAGAGACUAUGUCUAAGAGGAGCCAAGAAGUCAAGACAGGGUUGAGACAAAAUCCCAACUAUUAUUUAUGCGUUUUCUGGAAAUUUAUGUUUAACAUCACGGGAAAAGUGAAAUAAAAAACACAGAUUUAAUCUUUUUUAAAAUUGGAACCAAAAAUAUUCAUACAUGUUUUUUAUACUCUAGAAAGACAGUUGUUUACAUGUCAACUUCUCCAAAAGAAAUAAUUUUAUAUAAAUAUAUCUGUUCUUAACGUGUUUUGUUGUACUGGAAAUGUGCUGAGCAUAUAUAAUUACACUGUAACUGGAACAAAUGCUCAUGUUUAUAUUUGUCUUGAUGGACUUGCAAACCAGAAACAGGAGCUGCGUCACAGCUGAAUGAAAGAAAGAAGGUCAAAAUGGCGGAGUGGACUGUGAGGAAAGUCACGUGAAGAUCUAUUUGGUUUGCUUCAGAUGUGCUUUAUUCCACGUUUUUAAUCUCCAUUACAGUCCUGUUUUACUUUCCAUGUGUUGUGACUUUUAAUUGUUGAAGCUAAUGUACUUGACACUUGUUUAACAGAAUUUAUGUUCAACAUUGUCACAUUUUCCUUCAUAUUUCUAUAUACAAACUUUUUUGAAAAAUGUCAAUACAAGUGAAACUAUGUUGUAUUUAGAUCUACUUAUGAUGAUUUUAAAUAACUUAAAGGAAAUAAAGCAAUGAAGAUUUUUUACAGUGAAA
This is a messenger RNA of Poecilia reticulata (guppy), 1588 nucleotides long. RefSeq names its product claudin-3-like. Lineage: Eukaryota; Metazoa; Chordata; Actinopteri; Cyprinodontiformes; Poeciliidae. Gene Ontology annotation, cellular component: bicellular tight junction; membrane. The record is from RefSeq and is a predicted model, not a curated record. Gene Ontology annotation, molecular function: structural molecule activity.